This is a messenger RNA of Nicotiana tabacum (common tobacco), 534 nucleotides long. Lineage: Eukaryota; Viridiplantae; Streptophyta; Magnoliopsida; Solanales; Solanaceae. The record is from RefSeq and is a predicted model, not a curated record.
AUGGAAAGGCCGAUCCGAGACCGCAUGACCGAAAACACCUUUGCAUUCAGCGAGGAAGAUUUCGGGACCUUAACACAGCCACACAACGACGCACUGACUAUUUCAUUUCUUUUAAAUAACAUUCGAAUUAAACGUGUGCUCGUGGACCCAAGCAGCUCAACCAACAUAAUUAGGUCAAAUGUAGCAGAACAGAUCAGGUUGCUUGAUCAGAUCAUACCCGCCUCCCAGGUCCUCCACGGCUUCAACAUGGCUGGUGAAAUAACGAAAGGGGAGAUCGCCCUCUCGGUUGACAAUUCUGGCACAGUUCAGGACACCAAAUUCCACGUCAUCGGUGGUGACAUGAGGUACAACUUUUUGCUUGGCAAGCCAUGGAUACAUAGCAUGAGGACAGUGCUAUCACCUCUACACCAGAUAAUGAAAAUCCCAACAAAGAAUGUUAUAACAACCAUAUAUGGAGAAAAACAUGCGGCAAAAGAAAUGUUCGCUGUUCACCAGGAGGCGUCGAAUCCUAUACGCUCUAACCCGAAUGAGUAA